GCGUGUAGUACAAAUCUGAAGGCUGUGUAACGCCAAGAAAUUUCCGUUUGCUGCGUUUCGCGUUUGUGAUUCCGCCAUGUGCGCGAUUAAUUCGUUCAAUGAUCCAGCACCAAUUGAACUUAUCGAUGUCUCGCGGGCUUACAAGUGCCGGGAGCCUGAAAUGAUGAAUCAUAAAGCAGUUCGAUGAGACCCUGGCCGAUAUUGAACCCCUACUCCCACACUCUUCGUUUUGCUUCAAAUAAGAAAGUCACUUAUGUCUUGCUGAAAUUUUGAUGGGAAAUUGAUACUAGCUGGAUAGAUAAAUAGAGCAAUCCAAUCUGUAACAACUGAAAACUGAUGGCCGAACCACAUACGAGUGAAACUUGACACCUAGAAAUACCUCAUACUUAAUCAUCAUGAUGAAAUCUAAGGAAUUUCCCAAGAACUUUCUUUUCGGCAGCCGUGAAGAUUAUAUCCUCAAAACCCAACUGGAAAGCAUAUCUGCCCAGAGAGAAGAAAACAUUGAAGUUACCACCCAGAAUACCCAAUCGAUGCAUUCCACCUUGGCCCCGCCAAAUACGCCUUGGUCCCCAGAAGACGCAAUUCAAGAUCACCAAAGCUCACACAAGGGUCAAGAAACCCGCCAGAAUCUUGAGAAUGGACUUCAUUCCAAUAUCAAUUCCCAAUCUCAAAUAGAUUCAUCCUCAGACGAGUGCUUUGAAAACUGGAAAAUGGUCGCCAUCAAUUCUCAGAAAGAGAACCAGAAGUUGAAAUCUCAGCUUAUCGAAAUCAAGGCACAAAACUCAAAUUUGAUUGAUGCACGGAACCGACGAGAGAUCAGCAGCGGUCCAACCGAGACCAUUUGUUACGCCCUUCUACAACAAAACUGGCAACAAGUUCAACGAAUCAAAGAGUUGGAAAAAGAUGCAGGUUUCAGAAAUCUCGACGGGCAGCUUGAAGUGCGACUCAGUUCCAAACACAUCGGUUCGUUCAUGGAAAGAAUGGGAUUGGCCCUGGAGUCCAUAAUGCACAAGAACGGCAUUAGCCUACGCACCAAUGCGGAUAUUACAGACACCAAUGCUGAUCUCCAACAUCUUUUCCAUCUUUUGUAUGGUACUGAAAUGAAAUUAGGGCUCGAAAAACUUAUGAGGGGUCUAGAUCCACAGCUCUUGCUUCGUGGUCUCGCAUUGGCAGCGGUGAAGCAGUGGAUUUUCAUGACAGAAUUUCCAGCAUUCAAGGAAAAUCGCUUGUCAUUAGCGCAAAUGAAAGUUAUUUCACAAAAAGGCGACUGGAAAUGUGCUCGCAAGCUUGCUCUGGAGAGCUACAUCAGCAUAAUACGGGACCCCUCUUUUUCGGAGAAUGAUUUGCGCGAAGAAACACAAAAUCUUGUGUCGAGAUUUUCCAAGGCCAUCGCUCCUCUUUGCAAUCCUCCGCAUAAUUCUGAAAAAGUUCUCAAUAGCAUAUGGGUUGAUGUAGAAGGCACAGUUGGAACGUUGUUUAUAACAGCCUUGACUUUCAAAGCCAGUACUGUUGCCACUGAGCAGCAGUAUGAAUUCAUUAUAUAUCCACCAGGAACAGCAACAACUGAAGCUUUAGAGGUUCUUGAAAGCCUUGCUGCAUCCAAGCCAUCAGAGAAAGAUUUAGCUUGCGAAGUUUGGAGACAUGCCUCUCUAUAUGUUUAUGAAAUGGAGACUGCCUCAGAACAGAAUUAUCCUGCAGGGAUGGUAAACCCAAGCAAUUUCAUCGUGCAUGAGGGACAAGUUCGCGAGGAAAAGUCCUGUCUUAGAAGUGAAGUAGUAGUUUCAAAGGAAUUUGACAAAAGUCGUUGGGAUGUCGAUGAAGAAAUCAAUUCACUAUCAAAAACUGUACUUGGAAAAAAACAAACCCCCGAAAGAAAUGCAGAACGCUAUCGAAUCAAUGCAUACGUUGGUGAUACGACGAAUAUUAUAAAGUUCGCCACGAAGAAUAGAUUGCAGCGGGGUAUUAGGCCAUCGAUCGUUAAUCAGACAGAUAAGUAUUCCCAGGAAACACUCAAGCAAUGUGGUGAGACGCCUAGAAAAUCGGAAUCCUAUUGCUCGACCUGCUUGAACCUGUACCCAGGAGCAAUGCUCGAAGAGCACUUGAAGAAAAGACCUGUAUGGUGCCAAGCUCCUUGUUGUGUAUGCAAUGAGAAAUAUACUCGAAAGUCGGACAUUGCUAAACAUAAACGACAUCAAAAGAACAAAAUAUUCGAUGCGGAAUUGAGCGGUACCAAGGGAAUAAAAACAUCUCCCCUUGAAUUUUUGGUAGAAGUCGCAAAAAGAAAAAUCGAUGCUAAUAGAGUGACAACGGUUGCGGAAGUAGAAUUACAACAAAAAGAUUCUAGUAAAUCAAGACAAGAAUCCAACAGGAGAUCAACAAGGUUGAAUCGCCAAGAAGGCAGAGCUCUUGGGGUGGGAGAUAACAUUCCUCGCGAAGUGAAGGAUGUCAAUUCUCCUAAGACGGAUUGCAACGUCCCUCUUGACAUAGAAACUGGAGAUCUCUACGACAUCUCUACAGUCGAUGAAACUGAAAUAAGAUCAGCGAUACCGAAGUCCUCAAGUUGUGAAAAGUGUGGGGCGAUGUUUACAUCCAGUGAGGGCGUUACCAAACACCAAAAAAUGAAAAUUUGUAAAGUGUGCUCUAAAUGUGGAAGCUGGUUUGGCCGCAAGCAAAUGUUCAGACAUAGUUGCAACCAACAAAAAAUCACAAACCCAGAAUGCGACGAAAUGACCCUUACUGAGCCCCAUGGACUUGGCGGGGAUGAAAUAUCUGCUGCAACCACGCAAGCUACUCCUAAAUCGUUAGGUGAUCUAGAAACGGAGAGCCUGGACAUAUCAAAUGGCGAUUGCCACAAGUUACAAGCGGAUGCAAUCUGUAGUCGAACAAGCUCUCCUCUCUCUGAGUUUGAAAAGUCUCCUGUCCUUGCAAUGACUCCAGUACAAAAUCUACUAAAGCGACCAAGGCCCUGUACAGGCCAAAAUUCAGAAAACCCGCAUUCACAGAGAGAUAGCUUUGGUCCUGAAGAGAUUGAAAACAUGCGACCAAUUAAAUUGCGUCGAGUGGAUAUCACGCAAAAAGCAGCUACAAUGACAGGGUUUUCAAAUUUCUCUGACCAAAAACUACUCGAAUUCAAUGGCAAUCAUGUACAAGCGCCAAUUCCUUCUCGAUUUACCACUUUCGAGUUUGAGAGAUGGCCGACUAUUGCUCCCAUAGAAUCCAAUGAGCGGGGAUCGGGCAUGGAUUUUAAGAGUCUCAACUUUGACAACUCUGCAGGCCCUCGGAAUGCCUGGGAUUUGGAAAGCAAUUACAUUGCCUUCGAUUCUCAAGACGAUAGUUUUUUGGAUCCAUUGGGAGACUGUCAAAAUCCUUUCAGCAUCCCUCAGGACUUUCACAGUGAAAAUCUUGUGCCUUCCACUAGGUCAACAGUGUAUGUGAACGGGCCUCGACCUCUUGAUUUCUCUACCCAGCCCCUUGCCUACGAAAAUUCUCAUACCGCAGCGAGAAGACAACCUCAAGAAUCAACACCCCUGGUGGCAUACCAUGAAGCAAGGGAGGGAAAUUUCGGUAAUCCCCAGCGAAAAUCUGGCAAUACCAUCGCCGACAUUCUCAAUGCCGACCGUUUGAAUGCUGAAGGGGUUAGUUAUAAUUAUUAAUGAGGGGCUCUCUUUGGUGUGUGAGCGAGGUUGUUGGCAAACAGUCAAAUUCUUGCUUUAUAUGAUGUGCGUACUGGGUUGGGUCAUAUGUGUGCACGACCCAAAAAAUCCCCACUCCCGAUUUUGUGAGGAAUUCUGAGGAAGACUGUGGAGAGAAAGAUAUUGAGCAAGCAUCAAUGAAUGGCGAUGGCCAUAAAUCUUUGUAUGUCUAGUCGUAUAUGCUUUUGCCCCCUUCUGCAACAAGUCGCCCACCUAGGUAGUGACUUGAAUUCGGAAAUGUGAACAGUAAUAUCAGUGUGUCCAAUAGUCCGGACUGCAGUCCAACAAUGAAGAUUAUCAAAUCUGCAAACCAAUUAGGACAUUCGAACCA
Molecule: messenger RNA, 4023 nt
Organism: Botrytis cinerea B05.10
Lineage: Eukaryota; Fungi; Ascomycota; Leotiomycetes; Helotiales; Sclerotiniaceae
Exons: 6
Coding region: 396-3653 (1085 amino acids)
Biological process (GO): regulation of transcription by RNA polymerase II
Cellular component (GO): chromosome
Molecular function (GO): chromatin insulator sequence binding
Source: RefSeq, a predicted model, not a curated record